Molecule: messenger RNA, 1437 nt
Organism: Dufourea novaeangliae
Lineage: Eukaryota; Metazoa; Arthropoda; Insecta; Hymenoptera; Halictidae
Gene: Orco
Product: odorant receptor coreceptor
Exons: 8
Coding region: 1-1437 (478 amino acids)
Biological process (GO): detection of chemical stimulus involved in sensory perception of smell; sensory perception of smell
Cellular component (GO): plasma membrane
Molecular function (GO): odorant binding; olfactory receptor activity
Source: RefSeq, a predicted model, not a curated record
AUGAUGAAGUUCAAGCAACAAGGGCUUGUCGCGGACUUGAUGCCCAACAUCCAACUGAUGAAAGCUACCGGGCACUUUAUGUUCAAUUACUACACUGAUAACUCCUCGAAGUUCAUACAUAAAGUCUUUUGCUUCGUACACCUGUUUCUGAUCCUCCUGCAGUUCGGAUUAUGCGGUAUAAAUCUGAUGCUGACGAGUGAUGACGUCGACGUACUGACGGCGAACACGAUCACGAUGCUCUUCUUCACGCACAGUGUAGUCAAAGUACUUUAUUUCGCGAUCAGGAGCAAGCUGUUUUACAGAACGCUCGCGAUCUGGAAUAAUCCGAACAGCCAUCCGUUGUUCGCCGAAAGCAACGCCCGUUUCCAUCAGCUGGCGGUGAAGAAGAUGAGAAUAUUGCUAAUGGCUGUUAUGUGCACCACGAUGCUGAGCGUAAUUGCGUGGACCACCAUCACGUUCAUUGGCGAUUCCACGAUGAAAGUCGUCGAUCCUGUCACCAAUGAGACCACAUACGUUGAGGUACCAAGGCUGAUGUUAUACUCUUAUUACCCAUUCGAUCCAAGCCACGGAAUGGCGCACGUUUUGACGCUCAUAUUCCAAUUUUACUUCCUGUUAUUCGCCAUGGCCGAUGCAAAUCUUCUCGACGUGUUAUUCUGCUCGUGGCUCCUCUUUGCUUGCGAGCAAAUCCAACAUCUGAAGGACAUCAUGAAGCCUUUGAUGGAGUUCAGCGCGACACUAGACACCGUUGUGCCAAACAGCGGUGAAUUGUUUAAGGCUAGCAGUCCGUCACAUCCGGCGGAAAGCCAUGAGCCACCGCCAGUAUCGGAUCUUCAAGGUGAUAACAUGCUGGAUAUGGAUCUUCGAGGGAUCUACAACCAGCGACAAGAUUUCACGGCGACCUUCCGACCGACAGCUGGGACGGCGUUCAACGGAACCGUUGGGCCAAACGGUUUGACGAAGAAACAAGAAAUGCUGGUCAGGAGCGCCAUCAAAUAUUGGGUGGAGAGGCACAAGCACACCGUCAGACUGGUUACUGCAGUUGGUGAUGCAUAUGGAAUUGCUUUAUUGCUACACAUGUUGGCCACCACUGUCACAUUAACGCUGCUUGCCUACCAAGCUACAAAAAUCAAUGGCAUUAACGUAUAUUCAGCGUCAGUGAUUGGAUAUUUGCUGUAUACUCUGGGUCAAGUUUUCAUGCUCUGCAUAUUCGGAAAUCGUUUGAUUGAAGAGAGCACAUCUGUGAUGGAGGCCGCUUACUCUUGUCAUUGGUACGACGGUUCAGAGGAGGCGAAAACAUUCGUGCAAAUCGUCUGUCAACAGUGUCAGAAAGCGAUGUCAAUAUCUGGGGCGAAAUUCUUCACGGUGUCCUUAGAUCUUUUCGCUUCGGUGUUGGGAGCCAUGGUCACCUAUUUCAUGGUAUUGGUGCAACUGAAGUAA